Aureobasidium subglaciale EXF-2481 is the source of this 1182-nucleotide messenger RNA. RefSeq lists its product as uncharacterized. Gene Ontology annotation, biological process: purine nucleoside catabolic process. The record is from RefSeq and is a predicted model, not a curated record. The coding region runs from base 1 to 1182 and encodes 393 amino acids. Lineage: Eukaryota; Fungi; Ascomycota; Dothideomycetes; Dothideales; Saccotheciaceae. The transcript is spliced from 5 exons. Gene Ontology annotation, cellular component: cytosol. Gene Ontology annotation, molecular function: purine nucleosidase activity.
AUGUCUCGCCCAACCUCAGAACAAGUGGCAAACGCCUACGCUAGAUGGAAAGGCAAUGAAAAACCCACAGCACUCUGGUUAGACUGUGACACCGGACACGAUGACGCUUUUGCUAUUCUGUUGGCUGCUCAAUGUCCUGCGCUGAGGCUUUUGGGUAUUAGCACUAUCUAUGGUAAUGCACCACUGGUCAAGACGACGCAGAAUACGAGAUCUAUCUUGAGAGCGAUUGGAAGGGAGGAUGUUCCUGUGUAUGCUGGUGCUAGUAAGCCAUUUUGCCGUGCUGCGGCGUCUGCGCCUGACAUCCAUGGAGAAUCUGGAUUGGAUGGUACUACCGUCCUACCAGAGCCUGGAGCCCCUGAACGAACGGACAUGUCUGCCGUGGUGGCCAUGUACAAGGCUCUGAUUGCUGAGCCGCCAAAGACAGCAUGGCUUGUCGCUACCGGAUGUCUUACGAAUGCUGCUCUACUCUUCAACACAUUUCCUGAUGUCGUUGGCCAUAUCGCUGGAUUGACCAUCAUGGGUGGCGCUGUUGGAGGUGGUUUCACUAACGCACCCAUGGGCUCACUCGAGGGCGAGGGAGAACGUUUCGGCAACUGGACACCUUGGGCCGAGUUCAACAUUUACAUCGACCCCGAAUCCGCGCAGUCUGUCUUCAGCAACCCUAUCCUUGCCGCCAAAACCACCAUCGCUCCUCUGGAUUUGACACAUCAAAUGCUAGCAACGCCUGAGAUCUGCCAAAAACUACUCUAUGGAUUUGACGAGGAAGUGGAUGGAACCGAGGCUUCAGUCCUCCGCGUCUUGUUCAACCAGAUCCUUACCUUCUUCGCAACUACAUACGCAGAUGUCUUCGGCCUCACAGAAGGACCCCCACUACAUGAUCCUCUUGCCGUGGCAAUGACUUUCCUCCCUGAUCUCUUCGACGACAGAGGUGGUGAGAGAUUCGAUAUCAAGGUCAUCAUCGAUGGCGAACACGGUGUGGAUGAGAUUGCUAGAACAACUUCGCAGUGCGGUCGUACUGUGCUCACUCCUGUGAAGCCUGGCGCGGGUGGUGUGCGUGUGCCUAGAGGCUUGGAUGCAGGACUUCUUUGGAGGAUAAUGGAUCUGUGCUUGAAGAAGGCCGAGGGUAAGAACCCAGAGACUAUGGCAAUGUCAGGACUGUGGAGCGUUGCUGAGGAUAUGUGA